CCAAACCGGAAGUUAGUCUAUAACGCAGUGUUGGUCGCGGACGGACAGAACCUGUCAUAUUAGCUCGGUCCCGUUAUUAGCAGCCGUUUUUUUUCGGUCAUGUGCCAGCUCACAUCACACCGGGGCUGUUAACGGGUUCGGUUCUGCGCACAUCCACCUCUUUGGGUCGGGUCGUAGAGAGGACAGAAAUCUGGACGGAGCAAGCAAGAAGAGUGAGAUGAAAUGACAACGUCAACAUUACAGAAAGCGAUCGAUCUCGUGACCAAAGCCACAGAGGAAGACAAGGCGAAGAAUUAUGAAGAGGCCCUCCGUCUGUACCAGCACGCUGUGGAAUAUUUCCUACAUGCCAUCAAAUAUGAGGCCCACAGUGACAAGGCAAAGGAGAGUAUACGAGCAAAGUGUAUGCAGUACCUGGACCGAGCGGAGAAACUUAAGGACUACCUGAAGAAUAAAGACAAACAGGGCAAGAAGCCCGUCAAGGAGGCGCAGAGCAAUGACAAGAGCGACAGUGACAGCGAGGGUGAAAAUCCAGAGAAGAAGAAACUGCAGGAGCAACUCAUGGGCGCUAUCGUAAUGGAGAAGCCUAACGUCAGGUGGAACGAUGUGGCUGGACUGGAGGGAGCGAAGGAGGCUCUGAAGGAAGCCGUCAUCCUGCCCAUCAAAUUCCCUCACCUCUUCACAGGAAAGCGGACUCCGUGGAGAGGCAUCCUGCUGUUCGGUCCUCCGGGGACGGGGAAGUCGUACCUGGCUAAGGCCGUGGCCACAGAGGCCAACAACUCCACCUUCUUCUCCGUGUCCUCCUCGGACCUCAUGUCCAAGUGGCUGGGAGAGAGCGAGAAGCUGGUGAAGAACUUAUUCGAUCUGGCUCGCCAACACAAGCCCUCGAUCAUCUUCAUCGACGAGGUGGACUCGCUGUGCGGCUCCAGGAACGAGAACGAAAGCGAGGCCGCCCGCCGCAUCAAGACGGAGUUCUUGGUCCAGAUGCAGGGUGUGGGAAACAAUAACGACGGUAUCUUGGUGCUGGGAGCCACAAACAUCCCCUGGGUGCUCGACGCUGCCAUCCGCAGAAGGUUUGAGAAGCGUAUCUACAUCCCGCUGCCGGAGGAGCCGGCCCGGGCUCAGAUGUACCGUCUCCAUCUCGGCAACACGCCGCACAGCCUGAGCGAGGCCGACCUGCGGCAGCUCGCCCACAAGACGGACGGCUACUCCGGCGCCGACAUCAGCAUCAUCGUCCGGGACGCUCUGAUGCAGCCAGUCAGGAAGGUCCAGUCUGCAACGCACUUCAAGAAGGUUCGCGGCCCGUCCAGAAGCAACAACCAGGUGAUGGUGGACGACCUCUUGACCCCGUGUUCCCCCGGCGACCCAGCAGCCAUAGAGAUGACCUGGAUGGAGGUGCCUAGUGAUAAGCUGCUGGAGCCGAUCGUCUGCAUGUCGGACAUGUUGCGCUCGCUGUCCACCACCCGUCCCACCGUCAACACCGAAGAUCUGCUGAAGGUGAAGAAGUUCACAGAGGACUUUGGGAUGGAGGGCUGAGAGAGAGAGAGAGAGACACGAGCUCCACCCGCCUCAACUUUUAACCUCGCCACCACCUGAAGGGUCAAACUUGCAACUCCCCGCGACACCCUCACCCGCCCUUGACUGCCGCACCAUCAUCCCCGUAGGCUGAGCGUUCGCUUCACCUUUUCGCCUCUCGUGGAUUAAAAAAAUAAAACGUCCGGGCCAGCGUUUUCUUUUUUGCGAAUCCUCAGAGGAGGUCGACCAAACGCUCUCCGGUAGAAAUCCUCGGUGUGAUUUGGUAGUUGGACUAUAGAUCCUCCUCCUCCUCGUCCUCCUCGUCAUUUCAGGCAACGUUUUUUGUUGCAAAGCUACAAGAACUUCUCCCGUUAACCUGCGUCGUUGUGAGGAAAAAGACGGAGUUCGUCUCUCCACGAGCCGAUUUUAAUCAGACUGAAGGACUGUAAAUGUUUUUUUGUUGCCAUGGUGCACUUUGUUUUUUUUGUUGUUUUUUGUUUUUGCUUCGGAUCGCGACGAAGGACGGCGAAAACAAAAAGAAGACGACUAAGUUCUCCUGCCAGGCAUGCGAGUGUGUGAAUGCAUCUCAAGUGUUUUUAUGAAACGUGUGUGUCUUUUAAUGUGUUUGUCGAUUACGUGUCGAGAGCUCCGUUUUAUUUUGUUAUUUGAUGAAGAAGCUUAAAUUAAUUAAUUAAUUCGCUCUAACGGCUUCUUGUGCGUCUCCGUCAGGCCUCAGAGCGAAGCUUGCAGUAUUUAUUAAAAAAACAAAAACAAAGAAGAGAUGCGCUUUGAUUGGCCGAGAGCCACAAAGGUUUCUGGAGCUUUCACACAUUUUACAUGGUCUUCCUCAGUUCAGAUUUCUGUUUUUUUGUUUUUUUUAUUCUUUACUUGAUGUUAAAAGCAGCAUUUGGUCCCUUUAGUAGCAGUUCUGGAGCUUUUGGGCAUCUUAAACUGUUGAUGAUGAA
Larimichthys crocea (large yellow croaker) is the source of this 2477-nucleotide messenger RNA. It is a transcript of the gene vps4a, whose product is annotated as vacuolar protein sorting 4 homolog A. Lineage: Eukaryota; Metazoa; Chordata; Actinopteri; Sciaenidae. The transcript is spliced from 11 exons. The record is from RefSeq and is a predicted model, not a curated record. Gene Ontology annotation, molecular function: ATP binding; ATP hydrolysis activity. Gene Ontology annotation, biological process: vacuole organization; endosomal transport. The coding region runs from base 223 to 1533 and encodes 436 amino acids.